Pieris napi is the source of this 949-nucleotide messenger RNA. RefSeq lists its product as uncharacterized. Gene Ontology annotation, biological process: proteasome core complex assembly. Bases 193 to 882 code for a protein of 229 amino acids. Gene Ontology annotation, cellular component: endoplasmic reticulum. Gene Ontology annotation, molecular function: proteasome binding. Lineage: Eukaryota; Metazoa; Arthropoda; Insecta; Lepidoptera; Pieridae. The record is from RefSeq and is a predicted model, not a curated record. The transcript has 3 exons.
ACAUUUUAUUUUACAAACAAAAAUCAAAAAAUCCAGUCAGAGUGAGACCAUCUUAAUAGUUAUUUCUUAUUAUUAAAUUUAUAAUCUGAAAACAAUUCACCUGCUUUUCAAAGAGGUGUAGUCUAAACUAAAAACAAACAAUUGAAAUCGUAGGAAUUUAAAUAAGCAAGUCAAUCCAAUAGCAACUUUAAUAUGAGUUUAUUUGGAGAAAUCGUGGAGCCAGGAACGAGAGUUGCAUGGGAAGACUGGGACGACUUGUCUGAAGGAACUGAAAAUAGCGGACUCAAAUGGACAAAUAUAUUGGAAGUUCCUGAUAUAGUUGAUCUCUUAUUAAUACUUGAUGGUAAACAUAUAUCAGACAAAGUAAGGCUGCAGGAGCAAGAUUCUAUAGUAUUAAUAAAUACUGUAAAGGAAGCUAGCUUAAGUCUUUACAAAAUAAAAUUAAGAAAUGCGUACAUAUGCAUUUUAAAGGAUUACAACUUACUCUUGAGUAGUGAGAUAGUGGAGCUACUUCGCGAUUUUAUAGAAAAGAGCAAAGAUAUAAUAGUAUUCUUAAAUAAGCCUCUGGUUGAAUAUCAAACCAGUAACCUAACUUACCAGCCUUAUGUUAUCAGGUGUUUAAAAACAACAAAAAGCUUAACAAAUCUUCAUGGGCUUAACUUUCCAAAAUUAGAACAACCCAAUAUAAUUUCUGGUGUUGCAGCAGGAGUUAUAACUUUAAGAGAACACUAUAAUUUAGGCGCUCUGGCGGUCGUAAUCUUUAUGGAAUAUUUAGAAAACUCACAAUUGGAGGAACUAUACAGCUUAUUACAAAAUCUGGAAAUUUCUGUUUCAACAAACCAAAUGCCAAACAGUGUAGCUAACUCAAACCUCUAUAUAUAGUAUGGUGUAUUGAAAUUUUCAAAAUGUGUAAUGGUAUUAUGGUGGAAUAAAAAUAAUAAUUGUAAAA